This is a messenger RNA of Sclerotinia borealis F-4128, 1209 nucleotides long. The record is from the annotation of a GenBank genome assembly. NCBI's taxonomy places the organism in Eukaryota, Fungi, Ascomycota, Leotiomycetes, Helotiales, Sclerotiniaceae.
AUGGUCCGACACAAGAAAGAUAACUUCUCCUCUCAAGGCAAGAAAUAUAGUAAUCCACCACGAACUCGAGGCCCGCGCAACGACUCCGACGAUGAAUCACAACCCCGCUCCUCUCGACCCUCCUUCAAAGCUGCUUGCUGGGAUCUUGGCCACUGCGAUCCGAAACGAUGUUCUGGAAAGAAGCUCAUGAAACUUAAUCUUAUGCGAGAGUUACAAAUUGGUCAAAAGCAUCAAGGUGUUAUUAUAUCUCCAAAUGCAAAGGCUACAAUAUCCCCGGCAGAUCGAGAAACUAUGCAGCAAUACGGUGCGGCGGUUGUAGAAUGUUCAUGGGCGCGCACAUCCGAAGUUCCUUGGGCAAAGAUAGGGGGGAAAUGUGAGAGGUUAUUACCAUAUCUCGUCGCGGCAAACUCGGUCAACUAUGGAAAACCUUGGAGGCUAAAUUGUGUGGAGGCUUUGGGAGCUGCGUUCUACAUAUGUGGAUUUGAGGAUUGGGCAGAGCAGAUUUUAGAGAAUUUCAACUAUGGCAGAUCGUUUCUGGAUAUCAAUUCAAGUCUGUUGAAGCGAUACGCAGCAUGUAAAGAUGAAGGAGAGAUUAAGAAAGCUCAGGAGGUCUGGAUGGAUAAGUUGGAGAGGGAAUAUAGGGAGAGUAGAGAGGCUGGCGCUGAUGGUGAGGAUGACAUUUGGAAGAGUGGAAAUACGAAUCAUAGAUUGCCUGAGAGUUCGGAAGAUGAGGAUGACGAUGAUGAUGAUGAUGAUGAUGAAGAGGGCAAGGAAGGUGGCGAUGAAGUCGAUGGGAUCUACCUCGGUAAAGAACAACCAAAAAGAAAACCCCUGGCUGACGAUGAUGAGGACGAGGAGGAGCAAGAAGAUAAAGAUCCUUUUGCUAUCUCCGAUGACGAGGAUGACGAAGAAGAAAUGGCAGAAUUACGUCGACGAGUUCUCGCCUCCAAACCCUUUGCAAAUCCACAAAACACUAGUCAAAAAGCAGCUCCAGAGAAAAUCUCAAGGCCGGUACCAUUGAAGGAAGACUCGGAAGUUGAAGCAGAUUCGGAUAACGGAGAAGAUGACGAAUUUGACAACAUCAUUGAUGCUACUCCUGUUACAGACAGGACUGGUAUACUGGCAUCAGAGAAAGCCAAAAACGUGGCUCCAACUAUUGCCAGUGCGACCUUUUCCCGGACGGUCGUUGGCGCACCGAAAAAGUGGUAG